CACCAUCCAGCUCUUCUUCUUAAGUACUCUCUGAUUGGCUAUGCUGCGCCAGGUGGAAGGGGCCCUUCAACGCGCGACAUCCAUCGCCAAUCUGAACCUUCAUCGUUCCAGCUUCGUGCCUUCAGCUGAGCAAGCCGAAGCCAUUCGGGAGCAGUCUCAAGUCCUAGAAAAAGAAUAUUGCGGGAUAUCCGGAAGUAAUGCUUCCUCUGCUGCAUUGCGCACACUGUACUCUCGCCAACUGGCUCUGCAUCGAUCCCUCUUGGCACCCGUCCGUCGUCUCUUCCCCGAGAUCCUGUCGAGCAUAUUCUCCAUAGUAGUCUGUUCCAUGUCCGGAUUUCAACAACUGCACACUGCCUUCCGUAUCGCCGCAGUAUGCCAUCACUGGCGAGUGGUCGCUCGCGGAACACCCUCGCUGUGGGCGCUCGUAGCCGUCUCCAGCGUCCAGCAGUUCGAUCGCUAUGUACGAGAGUUCCUUCCGCUCACUGGCGCAGCUCCCCUCCACCUCAAAUGUAGCUGUCCGGAUGUAAACGAUGCAUGGCAGCGCAUCGGCUCCCUAGCGUCCAGGUGGCAGACCAUCAGCAUCUCAGGCUGCGACUCCGCCAAACUGCGUGGCGCGAAGGCGUUGACAAUGGGCAACUUAGAGCAGCUGCUUAUCAGCGCGACCGCCGACAGUGUGGACCUGGAAUGGAGCGUGCUCGACCUCUUCCUCGCGCCCCGGCUCCGCACCAUCGUCCUCUUCGUGGACAAGGUCCUGUCCGCGAGGCAGCUGCGGUGCCCGGCACCCGACAGUCUUCGCUCUCUGGAGAUCAUCACUGAUGAACAAUUCCUCUUUGAAAUCGCGAUUCCCGCCUUCGAGCGGUACGCGGGGACGCUGGAGUCCCUCCAGGUCCAUGCAUAUAGCGGGCCGUUAUUGGAGUACUUACGCUCGCCCUCGCCGAGACCGUUUACCAUGACCAACCUCACCCAUAUCACGGUCAAUCGCUCGGCGUGUGCGAUACUCGACCACGUCGUCGCUCCGAAUCUCAGGAAGCUCGCCCUCACUGUCGCUCCGAAAUAUACGAUGACUAUGUUGUUGGCCUUCCUGACGAGGCCGUUGGCACCGCGGGGCCUCCAGCAUCUGGUCAUUGACAUUGGUCUCGUCUUUGUGGAUUCCAAUGACGAUGUGGGCCCAUGGACCCGCUGCCUGGAGCUCUUGGACAGCCUGAGGGAGCUGGAUCUCGAGAAUUCGUUGGCUGAGCCUCAGCUAAAGACCUUGCUGGAGCGCCUGGUCUGUCGCGGCAAUGAGGAGCCUCCGCUUCUUCCACGAUUGCGGCGGCUUGAGAUGAGCCCGUUCUUGAAAAAGGCGUGUCGCGAGAGCCUGACGGAGGUGUACGAGUCGAGGAAGAUAGAGAAGGUGGUCGAUGGUACUACGGUAGUGGCGAUGGAGGAUCCGACGGUCAUCCCGCGUUUUGGCAUGGUACGCAGGCCAAGUUGAUGGACUAGGAUGGCACAACAUGCUGGAGAACGAGGGAGACCGACGGGGCGCAACGGGAUGGAAUGCGA
This is a messenger RNA of Schizophyllum commune H4-8, 1542 nucleotides long. RefSeq lists its product as uncharacterized. Bases 41 to 1474 code for a protein of 477 amino acids. The record is from RefSeq and is a predicted model, not a curated record. NCBI's taxonomy places the organism in Eukaryota, Fungi, Basidiomycota, Agaricomycetes, Agaricales, Schizophyllaceae. The transcript is spliced from 3 exons.